This is a messenger RNA of Chrysochloris asiatica (Cape golden mole), 1365 nucleotides long. It is a transcript of the gene MLPH, whose product is annotated as melanophilin. Gene Ontology annotation, molecular function: actin binding; small GTPase binding; myosin binding. The coding region runs from base 1 to 1365 and encodes 454 amino acids. NCBI's taxonomy places the organism in Eukaryota, Metazoa, Chordata, Mammalia, Afrosoricida, Chrysochloridae. Gene Ontology annotation, biological process: intracellular protein transport. The record is from RefSeq and is a predicted model, not a curated record. The transcript has 12 exons. Gene Ontology annotation, cellular component: cortical actin cytoskeleton.
AUGGGGAAAAAACUGGAUCUUUCCAAACUGACUGAUGAAGAGGCUAAGCACGUCUGGGAGGUUAUUCAGCGGGACUUAGACCUUCGAAGAAAAGAAGCGGAAAGACUAGAGGGCCUGAAGGGCAAGGUCAAGAAGGAAAGUUCCAAGAGGGAGCUGCUGUCAGACUCGGCCCACCUGAAUGAGACCCACUGUGCCCACUGCCUGCAGCCCUACCGGUUCCUGGUAAACAGCAGGAGGCAGUGCCUGGACUGUAAUCUCUUCACCUGCAGGGACUGUGGCAGCACCCACCCCACGGGGCAGGGCUGGCUGUGUGACCCCUGCCGCCUGACCAGGGUGGUAAAGGUUGGCUCUCUAGAGUGGUACUAUGAACACGUGCGGGCCCGCUUCAAGAGGUUUGGGAGUGCCAAGGUGGUCCGGUCCCUGUCGGAGAGGCUGCAGGCUGCAGAUGACCCUGAACAGAUCUCUGACAAAAGCAGUGGGGACAGUGAGCAGACCAGUGAGGAUGGAGAACUGGACAUGGCAGCCCAGGUCCAGUCCAGUGGCAGCAAAAAGAAGCGCCUUCUCACUGUCCACGACCUGGACCUGGAGGCCGAUUCGGAUGACCUCACUCAGUCCCACCACUACAACCCACACCUGUGCUCCAUCCCGGUGGUCCAAGACAGCCCGCAGCGCCUUGUCGCCAAUGUGCCCACCGAGGCUGACCUAGAAGAGGAAACCCUGAGGAGAAAGCUGGAGGAGCUGACCAGCAACGUCAGUGACCAGGGCAUCUCAUCUGAGGAAGAGGACAGCCCGGACGCAGCAGUGGGGUCAGACAGGAGCACCUCCAGUGGGGGCCUUCUGGAAAUGGCCCCAAAGGUGUGUGCAGGUGUAGGACAGAUGGACAGAUGGGAGACGGACCUUCAGGGCCCCCAGAACCACAUCCCACUCACCAGGAUCACAGAUGAGGAGCUGUCAAAGCUGGAGGACAGAGUGGCCGUAACAGCUUCUGAAGUCCAGCAGGCAGAGAGCGAGGUUUCUGACAUAGAGUCUAGGAUUGCGGCCCUGCAGGCUGCGGGGCUCACAGUGAAACCUUCGGAAAAGCCCCGGAGGAAGUCAAACAUCCCAAUAUUCCUUCCUCGACUCACUGGGAGAAAAGGUCAGAGCCCCGAGGGUCUGAUCCCAGACCUUUCGAGUGAGGUCAAGGUCAUGGGUGUGCCCCACCUUCUGAAGAAGUUCGGUCAUUCCCCUAGAAGCCCUGGUAAUGGCGAAGAAACCUUUGACCGGAAAUCCAUGUACCGCGGUUCACUGACACAGAGAAACCCCAAUGGGAGGAAGGGGAGAGCCAACUACAUUUUUGCGAAACCCGUGAUGACUCACCAACCCUAA